Messenger RNA from Sphaerodactylus townsendi, 3649 nucleotides. It is a transcript of the gene SEPTIN12, whose product is annotated as septin 12. Gene Ontology annotation, cellular component: septin ring; microtubule cytoskeleton; septin complex. The transcript is spliced from 12 exons. Gene Ontology annotation, molecular function: GTPase activity; GTP binding; molecular adaptor activity. Gene Ontology annotation, biological process: cytoskeleton-dependent cytokinesis. Bases 255 to 2696 code for a protein of 813 amino acids. The record is from RefSeq and is a predicted model, not a curated record. Lineage: Eukaryota; Metazoa; Chordata; Lepidosauria; Squamata; Sphaerodactylidae.
UCUUUCCCCACAAGGAAAGGACAGGCAAGCCGGCUCAGCCAAUGUGAUUCUCGCAAAGGCUUGGCUGGGGAGUGGGGUUUCUUGUUGUUUGGGGGGUGGGAGAGGAAGGGAAGCCAGUCUCUUUCCUCCUCUGCAGGCAGGAGCACAGGGGCUGGAGCUGAGGAUCCAGAGAGAGGGAAGCCGAUCUGGUGACAAGGGACUGAGCCACCCACCCGGCCCCCUGGUCCCGAAGGGCAGCCCCUCCCCAAGCCAAGAUGUCCCAGCUGUCUGUCAAGGAACAUCUGGAUGGGAUUCUCUCUGACUUUGAAGCCCUGAAGAGGUCGUUCGAUAUGGAAGAUGCCGAAGAUGUCCCAGCGUUCUCUCCUUCCUCCCCACCCCAUUCCCCCCUCGGUCCCAGCCUGCCCGGCAUCAUCCUUGCUGCCGGCAACGGAGAAGGGAGGCGAGCGGGUGGCCCCAUCCAGCCCAGCUACCAGUCCCUCAUCAGCCUGAGCUCCGAUCCCAGUCCAGCUCAAAGCCCCGUCCUGAAGACCCGGAUCGGCAGCAGCCUCUCCUUCAACCGAGGCACGGUCCAUUUGGCUCGGGCCAACGGAAGCCACCUCACCCGGGUCUCCUCGUUCCAAACCCGCCUGAACCCCAAUGGGUUCUCCUCGUCCUUGGGGCCAGGAAGUGACAACGAAAGCCUCCACAGCUCUUCUUCCAGUUUGGAGUGCCCAACGCCGAUCAAGGGCCUCCCAAAUACCACCCCGCCACCCGAAUCCCCCGGCAUCGGGGUCACCCAGCUCCCCAGUCCCAUGCUGAAGAAGUUCUUCUCACAUGGCAACGUCUUCCACUCUGAGGCAGACCGGCCUGCCCAGCAGGUCUCCAAGGAAACCCCCAACCGUGGCUCGUUGCCAGCACUGGACCUACACAUUGCCGAAGACCCGGGGGCCAGCCACACCCUCUGCCCGACCCAAAGCUCUGGUGCUGCCGCCACGCAGAGCCCUUGCGACCAAAACUGCAUUGCCCCCCUGCCAAAGGCUGGCAUGGCCAAGACAAAGGAUUCCUCUGUCCCGCUCUUGGAGUUCAGCCAGUUGACGCACGUGACCCCUCCUGCCCUGGCCACCAGGCAGACAGUGAAGCUGCAGAAGUUCCCCAUCAGCUUGGAUGGCUUGAUUGAGAAGAUGACACCAGAGUCGGCACCCAGGCCUCUGCCGAGGGCACAGAUCCACGUCAACCUCAGUGCGAGUCCUGGCUCGUCCCGGCAAUGCGCCGAGAUAACGAAGGAGGAUAGAGUUGUAGUCGUAGGCUGUGGUUUCCCGUCACCCUCUUCAGGAAGGUUUCCAGGAACGGCAAGUUCAGCAUCUCCUCCUCCGGAAACUUCCUUUCCACUCAUCCCUUCUCCUCAGAUAGGGCAAGUUGCUUGCCAGCCAGCCUUUCUAGGGGCCACACCGAUCUGGCCCACCCAAGGGACCCCCGUAACGGCUGGCCCAAGAGAACACGGCAGCCCCACAGCCAAGGGGAUCGACUCCAGCCCCAGCCGAGAGGCAUCCCGACCUCGGACUACAGCACCCGCUUCUGGUGCAAAGGAAGAUCCCCUCACACUGGCAAGCAGAUCUCUGGAGGCCUUUUCCGAGAAGAAGGAAUCGCAAGGGAAGGCUUCGUGGAAGGAAGAAGGCAGCCCGGAGCCUUUGUGGAUUAGCAUGGAAGACGAGCCAGCUCGGGGGCCACCGCCCCUGAAUGCCCCUGCACCUGUAACCGGGGAUCGGGAGCUGUUUGGCUAUGUGGGAAUCGAGGCAGUGCUGGACCAGAUGCGGAUCAAGACCAUGAAGACUGGCUUUGAAUUCAACAUCAUGGUCGUAGGACAGAGCGGCCUCGGCAAGUCCACCAUGGUGAACACGCUCUUCAAAUCCAAGGUGAGCCGGAAGUCCUCCUGCCCAGGCUAUGAGGAACGCAUUCCGAAGACGGUGCAGCUCCUCUCCGUGACCCACGUCAUCGAAGAGAAGGGUGUGAAGAUGAAGCUGACCGUGACCGACACACCAGGAUUCGGGGAUCAGAUUAACAAUCAAAACUGCUGGGAGCCAAUUCUUGAGUACAUCAACGACCAAUACGAGCGCUACUUACGAGAAGAGAUCCUCAUCAACCGCAAGAGGAAAAUCCCUGACACUCGUGUCCAUGCCUGCGUGUAUUUCGUGCCACCCACAGGUCACUGGCUGCGUCCCUUGGACUUGGAGUUCAUGAGGCGGCUGAACAAGAUCACCAAUGUGGUACCUGUCAUUGCCAAAGCAGACACCCUGACCCUAGAGGAGCGGGCAGAGUUCAAACAAAGGAUCCAGAAGGAUUUGAAGGCCCACGGCAUCCACGUUUACCCCCAGGAGGAUUUCGACAACGACGCCGAUGACAGGCUUUUGAACGACAAGAUACGGGAGAAAAUCCCUUUUGCUGUGGUGGGAGCAGACAAGGAGCAUCAAGUGAACGGGAAGAAAGUCUUGGGCCGCAAGACCAAGUGGGGGAUCAUUGAAGUGGAGAACCCGGCCCAUUGCGAGUUUCCCUUGCUGCGGGACCUCUUAAUCCGGUCUCACCUCCAGGACCUCAAAGACAUCACCCACAACGUGCAUUACGAGCAGUACCGCGUGUACCGCCUCCACGAGAGCAACCCGCCAGCCAAGGGGGGUGAGCAGUUGAGCUCGGUCAAUGGGGAGCCAGAAAGCCACCUUUGAACUGCGGGGGCCACGCUGCCUCUCUUCCCGCUCCGCAGUCUCGUGUCCCUGCCCCUGCCCCAUGGACUUACUCUUUUCUCCCCCUAAGCAGAAUGGCUAUAAGACAUUCCCUCUGCCCACCCCCACCCCCCCGUCCCCCACCCCUUCAGAGCAUAUGUAGCCUCUGACUUUGAAAUAAGUUCUGGACGCCUUCCCUUCCGCCGGUCUUCCUUACAAUUAGAUGCCUCGGGUCAGAGGGACCCUUGAAGGACGGGACUGUGCAUCCAUCAGCUCCCCUGGGCAUCUCACCUGAUCCGUUUGCCUGGUCUCUGGUUCCUUCAGGAAGAUCCCCUUCCUGUACCCACAUCUGGGGACAAUCAGCCUGGCCCGUACUCGUCCAGCUUUGCCACGUCAUCCGUCAGCAGUUCCUACCCUAGCCCCCGACACCGUACCACCAUCUCAUCCUCGCCUUCCCUCUUGCUGAGUGCCGGAGGUUGUCCGACGGCCCCCUUUAUGCUCACUGUUCAUUGGCGAACACACAAGAACGGCUGAAGGGUCUGUGCGGUAUGAUGCCCAAAAUCAUCCCCAGAAAAAAAAAUUGGACCGCCUGGCGACCGUUUCCCAGUCCUGUUUGUACCACGGGGACAAUUUCCUCGGCCUCCGACGCUCUUCCAGGACUUGGACCACUUCUUUGGACUUCUUCUCUCCGUGACUCGUAAGGAUUUGGGAGCAGGGGUGGAUCGGCGGAGCCUCCUGCAUGGAGACGGCCGCAGCCAAACUGUCAACACCAGCCGCUUGCUGACCGGAGACCCUCUGUUCGCCUCGCAUCCUGCCGAGGAGUAGGGGGGUUCCUCAACCCUGACCCCUUGCCGAUGCAGCAUGGGAGGACAGCCUGAGAAUUCCUGCUGUGUUCCCGUUGCUGUCGGGCAGAUUCUCCAUCUUCACUUCACACAUUAAAGGGUGACUUAGAGGUU